Saccostrea echinata is the source of this 2778-nucleotide messenger RNA. RefSeq names its product cholecystokinin receptor-like. The record is from RefSeq and is a predicted model, not a curated record. Lineage: Eukaryota; Metazoa; Mollusca; Bivalvia; Ostreida; Ostreidae. Gene Ontology annotation, biological process: neuropeptide signaling pathway. Bases 356 to 1585 code for a protein of 409 amino acids. Gene Ontology annotation, molecular function: gastrin receptor activity; neuropeptide receptor activity. Gene Ontology annotation, cellular component: membrane. The transcript is spliced from 3 exons.
AAUAAUAAUUCAAGACUAAUCCAAAGAAAGUUCAAAGAAAUACAAAUGGUAGGUUAUUCCUGGAGAAAACUUAACCGCCUCCCCUGUGACGUCAUCGGUGUAUAACGCAUAUAUAUAUAACAGCAGUUACCGGAGGCUGACAAUCGAGAGUUUAUUGUAUUAGAUGAAAAGCUUAAGAUGAUAUUGGUUUUUGAGAACUGCCAAUUAGCGGACAGAAUCCUAUUUCUUUAACUGGUAAACAGAGAAGGAGUUAUCAGACAAAUUCAGGACCAUUUAAUUUCCGAACUAAUCCAAUAACAGCCUUAAAACUUUAUUCCUCUUAUUUUCUGGUCGCUGAUAUUCUUCAAAGGUUAUAAUGGAAUUCGAGAAUCUGUCGAUGACCACAACAGCGUUAGACAGUUUCGUCAAUGAUAGCGUAUACCCCCGCUUAAAUGGAACUAUUAUGCACUCUGGUUUUGACAAAGAUGGGUAUAUAAGGAUUUCGCUGUACAGUAUUAUUUUUAUACUAAGUGUACUUGGAAAUGGACUGGUGAUACUAACUCUGGUUCAAAACAGCAGGAUGAGAACUGUCACCAAUGUGUUUCUUUUGAACCUGAGCGUUAGUGACUUACUUCUAGCAGUCUUCUGUAUGCCCUUUACAAUCAUUCCACAGCUUAUGAGAAAAUUCAUUUUUGGCGAAAUCAUGUGCAUUACCAUUCGAUAUUUUCAAGCUGUCUCUGUGGGAGUGAGUUGUUUUACUAUCGUCACGAUUUCUCUCGAAAGAUACUUCGCCAUUGUUGAACCACUCAGAUCUCGUCGAUGGCAGACCCGAUCUCACUCCUAUAAGUGCAUCCUAGGAAUAUGGCUUCUAGCCUUGACCUUGAUGAUCCCAAUCGCCGCCUCACAGAAACUGAUACAAAUCGGAAACAAAGACCGCCAUGCUUGUCGCGAAAUUUGGCCAAAACACAUGAGGACUGUUGAAAUUGUAUACAGUGUUUCCUUAUGCGCGAUCUUGUUCAUUAUCCCCUUAUUUAUUAUGGCGCUGGUUUAUGGAAGAAUUGCAUUCAGGCUGUGGGCAGAUAUCACUCAACAGGUCAAUGACAAUACAGACGGAAUUGGAAGUAAACUGUCUGGUACGUCCAAGAACGACGUAGAUAAUGCAUCGCUAUCGACACCUCUUCGAGGAAAUCAACAGAAAAAUGGCGACCACGUUAGCUUACGUCAUUCUAAUCUACGUCACAGUAUAUCAAGCAGACGACGGGUAAUAAAAAUGUUGUUCGUGAUUGUGCUCGAGUAUUUCAUUUGUUGGACACCGCUGUACGUCUGCAGCACGUGGAAGAUCAUUCACUACGAAUCCAUUCACAAUCGCGUGUCGAAUCUUGCUUGGUCUCUGAUGCUUCUUCUGGCCUAUGUGUCCUCGUUUGUUCAUCCUGUAACCUACUGUUUUAUGAACAAGAACUUCAGGAAAGGAUUUGUAUCAGUUUUCAAGUGUUUUUUACAGAACCGUCUGACGACAAACACUGAGAUGAGUAACUUGACAGGAACUUCGUCCCCCACCGUUCGAUUCCACUCGACAGAGUACACAAAAGUUCAGUCUAUAGAUUAGUAUCAUUAUUUGAUAUCUGUACCUGUCUUGUAUUUGAUACAAGUACCUGUCUUUAAAGACUACAAGAGGGUCCAGUCUAUAGAUUACUAGACGCCAUCAUCGAAUUCAUUUCGAGUCAAGAUUAUAUGUGCUUGCAACAUAUUCAUCUAAUCUCAGAUAAAGACAUGAAAAACGGCAAACAUUGUCAAAAAAUAUUCGAAAUACGCACUUGAUACUGUAAUUUUAGUUUCGAAAGCAAAUCUUGCACGUCCAUCGGACCUAACAACGGAAAAAGAUAUUUUACCUAAUAAUAAUUGAUACAGAAAAUGAUAAAUGGUUUCAAUUUUUCUUAACUGUACUGAAGACCAGAAAAGAUUUUAAAUUGCAAAAGUAAACAUUUUUUCCCAAAAUGACACUCCAAAAAAGUUUUUGUUCGAUUUCAAUAACACAAAGGCUACACUAAUAGGUAUUUCUUUUUAUCAAUGUUUGAUUCGUCGAGCUGUAGUACAAAUCAGAAAUAAUAAAAUUCUGUGAAAUUCAGUCAAAACACUACCUCUAUAUAAUACAAUUCUUUAUAUUAGUUCUUGAUUUCGACAAAUGAUAUUGGUAAUGGUAAAUUAUUCAAACAGAAGUUUCUUUCAAAAUGCUAACCUUCCUAAUUUUUGUGUAAUUUUAAUAAAACCUGGUACACAAGAAGACUAAAUGAAGACACAGAAUUGGGCGUUGCCAUGGCUUUGUACAACAUGGGGAGUGUAUAAAAUCUUUCACAGUUGUAUUAUUUAGUUUUGAUUUUUUGGUUACAAAACGGUGCAAAGUUUAGAAACAUCAGGAUACAUACUAGUAUUUCUGUUAUUGUAAAGUUAAAAAAUGUUUUAAGUCCAAGUUCUUCGUUUUACUUUCUUUUAUAUUUGUUAAGUUUAAACCAGCAGAGCUACAGUCUCAUCAGAGAAGUCUGUAUUAUUUAGAAUGAUGAAAGGUAUUGAUUGACGUAGUCUGUGUAAAAAGUAUCUAAAUUCAGUAUUCCUUUUAUGUAACAUUACUCUAUGUUUUACUCUUUGUUACAAAAAUAUUUUAGUUUCAAAAAUAUUUUAGAGAGGAAGUCUAUGAUUAAUAUAACCUGACAAACUUGAAAUUAUACUAAUUUUACAGAAAGAAAGUUCAUGGUAUUAUGUUGCAUAUAUUUGUAAACGUAGUUUUAAUUGUUGUUAAAGAGA